Cetraspora pellucida is the source of this 984-nucleotide messenger RNA. NCBI's taxonomy places the organism in Eukaryota, Fungi, Glomeromycota, Glomeromycetes, Diversisporales, Gigasporaceae. The record is from the annotation of a GenBank genome assembly.
AUGUCUAAUCGUGUUCAGGAAACCUACGAAACCCAAAUCGGCCGUGCUGUAAAGGCAAGUAACGAACUUGUAAAUAAUUUUCACCGUGAUGGAGUAGAUCGUGGAUGCAUUGCAACAUUUAACAAUACGAUGAUAAUAAGACAGAACUUCACUGAAAAUGAAGAAUUGAUUCAUCGUUCCCUUGAUGGGUUAGUAGAUGUUGCAGACGGUGGCACUCGACUUUAUGACAUUACUGAUGGAGAUGAUAAUGACAGUAUUUUGAGUUAUGACCGAUGCAUUGAAGAAGUAUCACGUUUAUUUACUAAUGAAACCAGUAACUUUCUAUUUGUCCUCGGAGUUGGUGAUAACGUAAACUCCCAGAGAAUGGAAGAGAUGGCAGAAAUUGGUAACUUUAUCUACAUCCCUGUAAAAGAUUUUUACGUUCUCGAAUUUGCAUUCUUGAUGAUAGCAUACAAAGUUACCACUUCCAAAUCACUCUCUCUUAUGAACUUGUCUAUCGGUGACAUUUCUACAUCAUGGGCUGAAAUUCGAAAUCACAGAGAGCUCAGUAAUGUAGCAAUUGAUUAUGCACUUUUGAUCGAUGUAUCUGGAUCUAUGAAUGUUAAUAUACUUCCACCACUUCCUAAAUGUUUUGCGGGUCAUGAUUUAAAGGAGAAAUUUCAUAUUGGAAAUUGGUGGUGUGAUGUAUGUGGGGAAGAUGGUCAGGCAUCGACAUCAAAAUAUUAUUGUAACUAUUGCGAUUUUGAUGCCUGUCCCAGCCAUUGUGAGCCUGGUCGUGAAUGCAAACCUAGAAGCCGCUGUCGAAAUAAACAUCCUCUUCGUUACACUCAACUAUCUACAGUAAGAGGGUGGAUAUGCAAUGAAUGUAAUAAGAUUGGUACUGGAAGACAUUUACGAUGUCAUCAAUGUAAUUAUGACAUGUGUUCAGAUUGCUACUUUUUAGAGCUAAUGAUAAACAUGAGUCUCUUAAGCAGUAAUAAUUAA